Molecule: messenger RNA, 1914 nt
Organism: Monosiga brevicollis MX1
Lineage: Eukaryota; Choanoflagellata; Craspedida; Salpingoecidae
Exons: 12
Coding region: 1-1914 (637 amino acids)
Biological process (GO): mitochondrial protein processing; protein-containing complex assembly
Cellular component (GO): membrane; m-AAA complex
Molecular function (GO): metalloendopeptidase activity; ATP hydrolysis activity; ATP-dependent peptidase activity
Source: RefSeq, a predicted model, not a curated record
AUGAGUUGGCGUGCGCCGUGCCCAUCACAAGGGCUUGACUUCGUGUGCUGUGCUGUCUCACCUUUGCUUGCGUGGGCGUGCUGUUUGCAGCCUUCCCACCCCGUCGCCUACUUUACCAUUGGCUCUGUGGAGUCUUUUGAGCGUAGCUUGGACGGUGCUCAGCGUGAGCUCGGUGCCCUGCCGUCACAAAUGGUUCCCGUUUCUUAUGUCUCCGAAACCAAUGUGGCGUACAUUUUAAAGUUUGCACCAACCCUGCUUGUGGUUGGCGUUAUGAUCUACUUUUUUCGCCGCGCCAGCAGCUCUAUGACCGGUGGCAUGGGUGCACCCGGUGGACGAAAUGGCAUCUUUGGCUUUGGCAAGAGCACUGCCAAGCAACUGAAUAAAGAAACCAACAUCAACAUUGGCUUUGAUAAUGUAGCUGGUUGCGAAGAAGCCAAGGUGGAAAUCAUGGAAUUUGUCAAUUUUCUGAAAAACCCGGAACAGUACGAACGCCUGGGUGCCAAAAUCCCAAAGGGUGCAAUUCUGUCGGGCCCGCCCGGUACUGGUAAAACACUUCUGGCCAAGGCCACGGCUGGUGAAGCUGACGUACCGUUUUACUCAAUCUCGGGUUCGGAGUUUUUGGAAAUGUUCGUGGGCGUUGGCCCUGCUCGCGUGCGAGACCUCUUUGCUGAAGCCCGCAAGAAUGCUCCCUGCAUCAUCUUCAUCGAUGAAAUUGAUGCCGUCGGUCGUGCUCGCUCCAAGUCGGGAGGCUUUGGCGGUGGCAAUGAUGAGCGUGAGAAUACUCUGAACCAAAUGCUGGUCGAAAUGGACGGCAUGAACAGCUCCGACAGCGUUGUUGUUUUGGCCGGCACCAACCGCCCCGAUGUACUCGAUCCUGCCCUCCUUCGCCCUGGCCGUUUCGAUCGCCAGAUCACCAUUGACUUGCCCGACAUUAAGGGACGCCGUUCCAUCUUCAAUGUGCACCUCAAGCCAAUUUUGGCCUCGUUAGACAAGGCUGACCUUGCUAAGAAGCUCGCAACUUUGACUCCUGGCUUCUCAGGUGCUGACAUUGCCAACGUCUGCAACGAGGCUGCUCUGAUUGCAGCCCGCUACCUUGCCCCCGAGGUCACCCUGCAACAUUUUGAACAGGCCAUUGAGCGUGUCAUUGCCGGAUUGGAAAAGAAAACACGUGUGCUCUCCCAGGAGGAGAAGCGCACCGUUGCGUAUCACGAGGCCGGGCACGCCGUGUGUGGUUGGUACCUUGAGCAUGCCGACCCGCUGCUCAAGGUGUCCAUCAUUCCGCGGGGCUCGGCUGCGCUGGGCUAUGCACAAUACCUCCCUCAAGAACGUUUUCUGUUCUCAACACAACAGCUCUUGGACCGCAUGUGCAUGAUGCUGGGCGGACGAGUGUCGGAGCAAAUCUUCUUUGAGCGCAUUACGACGGGCGCGCAGGAUGAUUUGCAAAAGGUCACACGUCUAGCAUAUUCACAGAUUGCCGUGUAUGGUAUGAACACCAAGGUAGGCAACCUCUCAUUCAAAAUGCCAGAUGACAACGAGCCCGCCUUUGAUAAGCCUUACUCAGAAGCCACGGCCCAAAUGAUCGACGAGGAAGCCCGCAACCUUGUGCAGACGGCAUUUACGCGAACGUUGGAGCUUUUGACCGAGAAACGCGAUGCCGUUGAGAAGGUGGCACAGCUUCUUUUGGACCGUGAGGUCUUGAGCCGACAGGACAUGGUGGACCUUCUGGGCACGCGGCCUUUCAAAGAAAAACAUGACUACGAUCAGUUUAUGGAGGAUGCUGGCAGCGACGACCAAGAAGUGCAGCUGCCUCCCGGCCUUCGCAAUCUCGAGCGCGAGAGCGCCCAAAAAAGGCACGAUCGUGAUGCAGACUCGGAGAGCAAGGCAUCGACACACGACCAGCCUCCGCGGGCAUGA